AUGACGGACAAAUCAAAACGUUUGAGGGGCGCACUUCCUCCACAUUUUUUUGAUAUGGGUGAAUUGGUCGACUUAAACAUUACUGGGUAUAAUAUUUCUACAAACACUUCAAAUUGUAUUGUUCUCAAUGCACAGAAGGAUUAUUCUACAGCUGCAAACCCAUUUAAAUUAUUCAAAUUCUCUGCGGAUACUGAACAUUCCGUUCAAGUUGGAUUGAAAGUUUUGCAAUGGAUUCUGAGCCCAAUUGUGACUGAUACAUUUUUCAAUGACAUCUUGCAAAAACGAGUUCUUGUUUUGAAACGCGCUACAAAUGCUUAUUUUGAUGGAUUCUUUAAUAUUGGGGAUUUUAAGGAUAUGCUUAAGAAUAAUAAUGUUCUCUAUGGAAAGGAUGUUAAUGUUGCCAGUUAUGUUUCUGGUGUUAGACAAACCCAUAAUCCAUUAAAGAAAGAGAUGCAACGCGCUACAAUCACGAGUGCUCUGCAACAUUUUCAAAAUGGACGAUCACUUCAAUGUGUUCAUCCUCAAGUUUUUAAUGACAAAAUUUGUUAUUUAACUCCUGCUGGAGCUGCUGGGUUUGCUCCGCAUUAUGACAAUAUUGAUGCUUUUAUUUUGCAAACUGAGGGCCGUAAACAUUGGAAAAUUUAUGCACCGGAAAGUUUGGAUGAUACUUUGCCUCUUGAAUCAAGUGAUAAUUUGAAUGAAUCUGAUUUUAUGGAACGUGAACCAGUUUUUGAUGGAUGGUUGGAUCAAGGCGAUGUUCUUUAUGUGCCACGUGGAUUUAUUCAUCAGGCCAAUACUGGUCAAGACAAACUUUCUCAUCAUGUCACUAUUAGUAUUUGCCGUAAAUUCUCUUAUGCCCAUUUCUUUGAAAAAGCAUCAAGCGAAUUUAUUUUAUUAAUGACGGAAAAAUCAAAACGUUUGAGAGGCGCACUUCCUCCACAUUUUUUUGAUAUGGGUGGUAUGGCUGAUAUUGCAUAUCCUAAUGAAGAUUCAUUGAACAAUAAACUUAUUCCAUAUGCCAAAAUAUUUUCUCAAAAAUUCGCUUCUGAAAAAUUUUUUAAAAACAAAUUUUCUCAAAAAUUCGCUUUUUUUUCAACUUAUGCUCCAGCAUUUAUCGAUUUGAUAGCUAAAAAUUUCAUGCAAACUGCACUUCCGCCAUUGUUAAGCCCGGAAGAGCUUAAACAAACAUGUAUUGGAGGAGGUGGUUGUGACAAUUUUCUUGAAAAAGAGAAACAUCCACUUAUUGGACCAGAGACUGAAGUUCGUUUUGCACGAAUGCAUGGACAAAGAUUAAUUUAUGAAGAUGAAGGUACCACUUGUAUUGUGCAUCGUAUGAACAAUUCUCGGCGUUAUGAUGAAAACAAGGAAGAGCUGACUUUUGAUUUUUCUACUGAGGUUUUUAAGAUUUUGACACGGUAUUAG
Messenger RNA from Meloidogyne enterolobii, 1422 nucleotides. NCBI's taxonomy places the organism in Eukaryota, Metazoa, Nematoda, Chromadorea, Rhabditida, Meloidogynidae. The record is from the annotation of a GenBank genome assembly.